Didymosphaeria variabile is the source of this 2664-nucleotide messenger RNA. RefSeq lists its product as uncharacterized. The record is from RefSeq and is a predicted model, not a curated record. The transcript has 2 exons. Bases 1 to 2664 code for a protein of 887 amino acids. Lineage: Eukaryota; Fungi; Ascomycota; Dothideomycetes; Pleosporales; Didymosphaeriaceae.
AUGUCUGUCGUUCAUCAAUGUGUGUUGGUGUUUGGGGUGUUGAGCGGUCUGGUGUCGGCCGCGCCCGCUUCGGAGACGGAUCGGCUAAUCCUGCCGCCCACACCAACUGAGGCGCCCGAAGUUGCCAGUACAGCCUGUGGUGAUCUAAUCGUCUCCAAAGAACAAGGACAGACCCUUUUCUGGGCUUCGGAUGUAUUUGAUUGCCUGUCGAAUGUGCCCUUCAUCCCAGACGUGGCAUCCCGCUUCAUCAGCUAUUACAACCAGACACUGCAGUUUCAGAGCACGUUGGCCUUCCUCAAGGACCCUCCACAGGGGUAUCAACAGCCUCCGGUCGACGUCGUUGCUGAGUUGGGCCUUCUACAAGACAACAUCUCAGAGGGGAAAUACACGACACAGUACGCAUUCGAAGCUGACCUGCAGCUUCUCAUCAACCGCUUCCACGAUUCUCAUGUCUAUCUGAGCGCGGGUCUGCUGGCGCCUUUCACCUUCAUCUCGCCGUUCUCUCUGGUCUCGGCUUCCCGUGAUGGGAAGGUGACACCCAGUGUGUACUUCCGAGACGAAGUCGUCAACAGUCAGCUCCAAGGUGGGGAACCAUCGCCAAUAACCAAGAUCAACGAUAUAGAUGUGGUAGAGUACUUGACUUCGUUUGCUGAGAUCAACUCGGAGGGCUACCUUGAGCCACAUGCCGAUUGGAACGCCCUUUUCGAGUCUCCUGCGCUUGAUAUCCAGAGCUACCAGAGCGUCUUGCACUCAGCUCUAUUCUACCCUGGCGAUGCCAUAAACUACACUCAAGCCAAUGGUACCACCACGUACUCCUAUUGGCUAGCUUCGUAUAGUGAAGCCGGACACACUGGUCCCUUAACCACAGCUGGCGACUUCUACAACUACUUUGUGCUGGGAAUUUUACCCGAGAGCUGGGAUGCGUCAAACCCACAGUGGUGGCCAGACUGGAAAGGAGAGACCGAUGACUCUGAUGAUAGUGGCACCGACGCGGCCCCCUCGCUUGUUGAGCGCCUUUGCACAUCCGGCAACCCGAAAAACGUCAACUGGUGUGGAGAGUCUCAGGGCGGUUUCCCCAACGAUCCGGACUAUGUACAAAAGGAUCUUGGCCGCUUGACAGGGGGGGUAGUCUCCGGUUACUUCCUGGAUGACACGACCGGCGUGCUCAGCAUACCCAGUUUCCUGCAGACAGGAAAUGACACGCUCAACUUCUUCCGGGUAAUUGACGACUUCCUUGGUGAUGCACAAGACAAGGGCAUCUCGAGGGUGAUUAUCGAUCUCCAACAGAACUAUGGCGGUUUAAAUCUGCUUGCUGUGUCUGUAUUCAAGCGCUUCUUCUACGAGCAGGAACCCUGGACAGGCAGUCGCAUCCGCACAAGUGAGAUGGCCAACACGCUGGGAGAGAGCUACUCAUCUUGGUGGGAUAGUCUUGAGACUGGACAUGAUGGCGCCCUUGACCCUAAUUACCAGUACUUUUCUUCCAGCGAGUGGGUCAUCGACAACAGAAUCAAUCCGGCGACGGGAGCGAACUAUAGUAGUUGGGACGAAUAUAGGGGUCCUGUCUCCUACCAAGGCGACACCUUCUCGAACCUGCAGCUCUACAAUCUUUCUGACCAGGUCUUUGAUAUUGCUGGGUUUCAAGGUUGGAUCCCCUUCGGCUAUAGCGAUACUCCGCCCGAUCCUCCGCCUCCAUCGUGGUCACCAGACAGUAUCGUCCUCCUCACCGACGGCCUCUGCACCUCAGCUUGUGCAACCUUUGUCGAGCUUAUGGCGCACCAAGCAGGCGUGAAGACCCUCGUUGUGGGUGGUCGACCCGCCACCGGCCCUAUGCAAGCUGCCUCCGGCAGCCGUGGCGCCCGUCUCUACUCCUCAGAAGCCCUUGACUACGAUUUCAGCAACGUCAACGACACAGUUGAAGAUUUUGAUGCCUUUGCAAGACUCCCACAGCGCGGUAACAACGACUUGUUUAUCAAUUUUGCCGGCUUCAACAUACGCGACCAGAUUCGCAAGGGAGAUGAGGACAAUAUCCCCGUGCAAUUCAAGUAUGAUGCAGCCGAUUGUAGACUCUACUACUCUCUUCAAAACAUCUAUAACCUUACCCAGCUUUGGACCGAUGUUGCAACUGCAGCAUGGGACGACCCAUCCCUCUGUGUCGAAGACUCCACUGGGUACUCAGUCCGCAACAACUCCACACAACUCAAAUCGCCACCCAAGCGCACCGCCCAGGCACCAGAUCUCAACUUAGACCACAUCACCUUCUCCGACCUUGCCUCCAACAGCACGAGCUCUCCAUCGCUAUACGAUUUCAUCACAAGAGACUCCAUCUCAACCACAAACCUCAAGCAAUGCUUCCACCAGAAGGGCGACUGCGCAGGAACCACCCUUCAGUGCAGAGAUUUUGGCGUGGACUGCGACGGCCAAGGAACAACAUGGCGCACAAUGAGUGCCUGUCUUCCGGACACGACCAACUACGGAAGUGCCUGCGGCGACGGAAUGUGGUUCAAAGAGACCAGGGACGCCGAGUCGAAGAAGAACGUGCCCAAGAAGACGAUCAAUGGUGUUCAGGUCAAGUACGAGCCGGUCACCGUUGUGGAGGGCUACUGUGUUCCCGAGUCGGUUGACAUUUACAAGUUCAACUUGGGAUGUCCGAAUGCGCGGCGGUGA